Messenger RNA from Venturia canescens, 1896 nucleotides. Its product is annotated as venom serine carboxypeptidase-like. The transcript has 2 exons. Gene Ontology annotation, biological process: proteolysis. The coding region runs from base 94 to 1539 and encodes 481 amino acids. Lineage: Eukaryota; Metazoa; Arthropoda; Insecta; Hymenoptera; Ichneumonidae. The record is from RefSeq and is a predicted model, not a curated record. Gene Ontology annotation, molecular function: serine-type carboxypeptidase activity.
AUAUGUUGGAGUCAGCUGUGUACCCGUGCCUUGCUUCCAAUCGAGAGCUACAGGAACUUCGACGCCUGUGAGUUUACGAAAAGAAGGAAAAAUAUGAAUUCGCUUAAAAGUCUCAGUGUAGAAUUGUUGCUCGUGAUUUUCGUUGUCGUUAUCCAGAGUGUCUUGGGUUAUUCUAACUUUAAUUCAAGAGCAAAACGCUCUGACGAGUAUUUCGUGGUUAGUUUUGAGGAUGACCCCAACCCCGGUCAACCGCUCUAUGUGACGCCUCUUCUUAAGGCUGGGGCUGUUGACUACGCAAGAAACAAAGCAGAAGUUGUCCAUUCCCAGAUGCACGUCCGGAGUUACGCUGGUUAUUUCACUGUCAACGAGACACUCAAUUCCAAUUUGUUCUUUUGGUUUUUUCCUGCUACGCAGGUGAGCCCGGAGAAUGCUUCUGUACUUCUUUAUCUAGGAGGUCAAGCUCGUGGAAAUCUGUUUUCUGAUAUAUUCACGCAAAAUGGUCCAUUCGAAAUGAAACAUGGCAAUUUCUUGGAUCCCCGUAAGGAAUCCUGGAACAAUAAAUUGAACGUCAUUUACAUUGACGCGCAGGUUGGCUCAGGUUAUAGUUUCACAGAUUCGGAUGCGGGUUAUCCGACGUCGCAGAAACAAAUUGCUGAUGAUUUGUACACAGCUCUGAAGCAAUUUUUCCAGCUCUUCCCCUCGCUCCAACAAAACCAUUUUUUUCUGGCUGCUCAUGGUUAUGCGAGUAAAAUUGUAUUAGAGCUUUGCACUUUGAUCUAUGACCGUAAAAUAAGCGAGCCCAAAAAGAUCAAUCUGGAAGGCAUAGUGAUCGCUAACGGUAUUGUUGACCCAGUGAAUCAGUUUGUCUUUGCAAAUUUUCUCCGCAACAAUGAGCUCAUUGAAGCGACUGAUGAGUCAUGGUUCUCCGGCCAAGAGGAGCAUAUUAGGCAGUGGAUAACGCAGAAUAAUCACAUUCAGGCUUUCGAUAUGUACGAGCGACUGAUCAUGGGCAAAAGCUCUUACUUUAAUAAUAUAACCGGAUACUUGUAUCCCUACAAUGUCCUCAAAGCUGGGGACGAAGGAAAUUCUUAUUUUUCCAACGAAUGGAUCCAGUACAACGAACAGCGUCGUGCUCUCCACGUUGGCAGUAAUCAUUACACAGAGCUUAACGUCAUAGCACUAAACUCUCUCAGAGAUCAAGUAACCAUUUCCCAGGCUAAACGUUUGAGCGAAGCACUCGACAACUACUUCCGAGUUCUCGUCUACACUGGUAUUCACGAUAUUCUCUGCUCGCCUUUGUCUGUUCAGAAUUAUCUUGGGUGCUUGAAAUGGCGCUACAGUGAUCAAUUCAGGCAGGCUGACAGAGAACUGUGGCGUGUCAGCAAUGGCCAACUAGCUGGUUACAUUAAAAAAUCACAUGAACCUGGUAGUAUUUACCUCACCGAAGUCAUUGUCAGGAAUGCCGGACACUUUUCUUCUCACGAUCAACCACAAUGGACUUUGGAACUCGUGGAGAAAUUCGUGGAAGAUUCGCUCUAGAGAAUAGAAACGUGGAUGCUACAUUUGCCAAAGUUUUAUUAAAUUUUAAUUUUUUGUUUAAUCAACAUUAAUUCCUUAAACAACAUGAUGUGAGGAGUCAUGAAUUUUUGCAUAUUCUACGAUAAGAGUGACAUUCGUCAAGAAAAAUGGCCUAUCGAGGUUACGCCAGAAUAUUGCCUGUUUUGGUACAAUUUUUAUUCUAAGAUUAAUUUUUUUUUAUAAGGUACAAGCGCAUAAUGCAAUGGAUGUAUUUUUAUGAAAAAUUUUGAAAUAAAUGAUUUAAUAAUUUUUUUAAAAGUCGUAUUGUAAGGGAAAGUACGUUAUCAAUAUGUCAACAAAUAAAAGUUGUAAAACGAG